GGAGACAGAGCUAAAGACUUGGGGGACUGUGCCGCUGCAGAGAGCAGGCUGUACGAAACCUGAAAAAGCAGGGAGAGCCUCGCCACUGCUCCGCCCUAAGAACUUCCAUAAUCGGAAUUCCGUGGAAGCUCAGGCUCAGGCUCAGGCUCUGUACUGUUAGUAGUAGCGGUGGAGAAGGCGCAGCGGAAGACGAAUCAACAUGAACGACGACGAAGCAUGCGGAGUUAUGGAGGCGCAGUACAUACGGAGGCAUCACCGUCACCAGCCCAGCGAGAAUCAGUGUACCGCCGCCGUCUUCAAGAACGUUAGAGCUCCGGUUCCCCUUGUUUGGUCACUGGUGAGGAGAUUCGAUCAACCUCAGAAGUAUAAGCCUUUUGUAAGUCGUUGUGUGGUCAAAGGAGACCUGGGGAUUGGAAGUGUCAGGGAAGUGAAUGUAAAAUCUGGUCUUCCUGCGACCACCAGUACUGAGAGACUGGAACUUCUUGAUGAUGAAGAACACAUUCUGGGAAUCAGGAUCGUGGGUGGAGAUCACAGGCUCAAAAACUACUCUUCCAUCAUGACUGUCCAUCCAAAGGUCAUUGAUGGAAGACCUGGGACGCUUGUGGUUGAGUCUUUUGUGGUAGAUGUGCCCAACGGGAACACAAAAGAUGAGACAUGUUAUUUUGUGAAGGCAUUAAUUAGAUGCAAUCUUAAAUCUUUGGCCGAUGUAUCAGAGAGGAUGGCUGUGCAGGGACAAACCGAACCGCUCGAGAAAUAGUCGAUAUGGAGGAAGCAACUGAACAUUGAUGUGAAUAGUUUCAUGGUAGACCCAGAAGCCAUUUUAGCUCCACUUGUGCUGUGCCGUGUAAAGAUUUGUUCAGAGCUAUCCUAUCACGUUCUCUGAAGUUUUGGGUGUAAGUCUGGUGGUUAAUUUUCCUUCACAUGGAGAUGCAUUUGGUUUUUGUUACAUGCUUUUUCUCGUUACUCGUUUCUUUUCUUUCUGAAGGGCAAACGAGGGCGAGUCUCCUCCGCUCCUUUAAGCUAAGCUAAGCUAUCCAUGGAUGAAAUUUGGGAAUUCUUAUUUUAUGUCAAUUAUUAACUUCAGUUUGUGCAGCAUGGUAGCAGACAAUUUAGGGCCUAUGCAUUUUAGCUUAAGGCAGUACUGCUAUGUAUGUUUUGUACAUACUUAGUCUUUGAAAUAAGUUAGUAUAUCGCUUGGUUUAGAUGGUAUACACGUCUGUCCUGACUCUUGACUGAAACUUUCCUGAAAAUUUGUUCUCUACACAUCUUAUGACAGGAGAAUGUUGAAUCUCAUCAAGUUCUUUACUUCUUCUCUUUUCA
Messenger RNA from Momordica charantia (bitter melon), 1320 nucleotides. Its product is annotated as abscisic acid receptor PYL3. Gene Ontology annotation, cellular component: cytoplasm; nucleus. Gene Ontology annotation, molecular function: abscisic acid binding; signaling receptor activity; protein phosphatase inhibitor activity. Gene Ontology annotation, biological process: abscisic acid-activated signaling pathway. NCBI's taxonomy places the organism in Eukaryota, Viridiplantae, Streptophyta, Magnoliopsida, Cucurbitales, Cucurbitaceae. The record is from RefSeq and is a predicted model, not a curated record.